This is a messenger RNA of Pseudocercospora fijiensis CIRAD86, 954 nucleotides long. RefSeq names its product carbohydrate esterase family 4 protein. The coding region runs from base 1 to 954 and encodes 317 amino acids. Gene Ontology annotation, molecular function: hydrolase activity, acting on carbon-nitrogen (but not peptide) bonds. Gene Ontology annotation, biological process: carbohydrate metabolic process. The transcript has 4 exons. Lineage: Eukaryota; Fungi; Ascomycota; Dothideomycetes; Mycosphaerellales; Mycosphaerellaceae. The record is from RefSeq and is a predicted model, not a curated record.
AUGACAUGGGUUCAAUGCUGUAUCUCAGUGGACAUUGAUGCUGUAGCCGGCUGGCUCGGUAGCUAUGGAGGAGCAGACUCAGUCUCCGAUAUCAGCCGAGGAAUGUUCGCCGGCACGAUUGGCGUCAGGCGCUUGUUGAAGAUGUUCGAGAAGUACGGCAUCACGACAACGUGGUUCAUACCCGGCCAUUCUCUCGAGACCUUUCCGGAAGAAUGUCGCAUGAUCGCAGAUGCCGGGCACGAGAUCGGCCUUCAUGGCUACAGUCACGAGAACCCCGUCGCUAUGACGCUGGAGCAACAGGAAGCGAUCAUGGACAAGUGCUACAAGCUGAUUACCGACUUCCAGGGAGGAAAGCCGCCGCGCGGUAUCGUUGCGCCCUGGUGGGAGGCUUCGGAAGAAGGAACGGAACUUUUCUUGAAAUAUGGCUUGGAAUACGACCACUCUUUGAGCCAUCACGAUUGUCAAUGUUACUGGCUGCGGACUGGGGACAAGUGGGUGCCGAUAGAUUACAGCAAGCAUCCAGAUCAUUGGAUGAAACCAUUAACACAUGGCCCGAUGACCGGACUCGUUGAGAUCCCAGCUUCGUGGUACUUGGACGAUCUGCCUCCAAUGAUGUUCAUCAAAAAGGCUCCCAACAGCCAUGGAUGGGUCAACCCGAGGGACGUUGAAGAGCUUUGGCUCGACCAAUUCAAUUUCUUCUACCGAGAGUACGACGAAUUCGUGUAUCCCGUGACAGUUCAUCCUGAUGUGUGUGGACAUCCUCACGGUCUCCUGAUGCUGGAGAGGAUAAUUGAAUACAUCAACAAGCAUGAAGGCGUUGAGUGGGUCACAAUGGAGCAGAUCUGCGAUGACUUCAAGUCGAAGAGCGUAGCGCCGCAAGGUGCUUUGAUGCCUGCUGAGCCUGGUGCGAUUUUGAAAGAUCCAAACUUGCAGCUCAAGAGGAAGGAAUCAUGA